Molecule: messenger RNA, 926 nt
Organism: Emiliania huxleyi CCMP1516
Lineage: Eukaryota; Haptophyta; Isochrysidales; Noelaerhabdaceae
Exons: 1
Source: RefSeq, a predicted model, not a curated record
AUGCCCACUCCCAGCUUCUCCAUCGCCGACUUGGUCGACGAGGUCAGAUCCCUCCGCGAGCAGAAGGCCGCGCUCGAAGGCGAAAAGUCUCUGCUCGAGUCGCACGUCGGCUUGCUGUCGCAGCAGCUAAUGCUUCCGCCGGGCGAGCGAACCGUGACCGAGGCGCCCGACACCGGUGCGUCAAAGCCGCCAAAGUCACCGGAUGCCGAGAGCGCAGAGCCGUCGGACGAGAGCAGCGUCGAGCAGCUCUCGGCUGUGCGCGCCGCCCUCGACGCUGAGGCAGACGCGGGCAUCGCGGCGACUCUCGCGCUGGGCUCAGAGAUUCGCGCCGCCGAGGCGGAUGCCGAGGCCUCGCGCCGCCGCGUCGCGAGCGCCGAGGAGGAGCUGCGGCGCAGCGUCGAAGAGCUUGAGGCGGAGCUCGAGCGGCUCGCAGCGCGUGAGCGGCGCGCCGUCGCUUCAGCGGUGAGCGCGGAACGCAGGCGCGCGGCGCAGGCGACGGCCAGUCUCGAGGAGGCGCUCGGCGCGGCGCAGGACGCGCUGGCUCGGCGCGAGGAGGCACUAGAUCUCGACGGCGGAGGCGGGUAUGGAGGCGGGUACGGCGGAGGCGGCGGCGUGGACCAGGAGCGUCAGCUACGCGCCGAGUGGAUGGCAAAGUGCGAGCACCACCGCGCGCGCAGCACCGCGCUGCAGGAGGAGGUGGCGGCACUACGGGCUGCGCACGAUGACGAGCUGCGGCGAGAGCGAUCGCGCGCCGAGGGCGCUGAAGGGAGGCUUGCGCAGGCGGAGGCGGCGGCGCGGGCGGCGGGAGCGACACGCGCGCAGGCGGAGCGGCAGGCUGCGCAGCUGUCGUUGGAUUUCAACGCGCAAGUGCACGAGCUCGCCCUGCUGCGGCAGCGCGCCGAGAGGGCGGAGCAGCAACUGUCGCG